Molecule: messenger RNA, 2794 nt
Organism: Anguilla anguilla (European eel)
Lineage: Eukaryota; Metazoa; Chordata; Actinopteri; Anguilliformes; Anguillidae
Product: leucine-rich repeat-containing protein 15-like
Exons: 2
Coding region: 300-2024 (574 amino acids)
Cellular component (GO): extracellular matrix
Molecular function (GO): protein binding
Source: RefSeq, a predicted model, not a curated record
AUGUGUCACAGGAGGAAAUGAUGAUGAUGGUGAUGGUGAUGGUGAUGGUGAUGAUGAUGAUGAUGGUGGUGAUGCCCAUGAAGAGGUAAUAUCGCCUUGUGUGACGGACGGUGUGGAAAGCACCGGAAGCCGGACCGUGUCCUCUCCGAGGCGUUGGAACGGAAAGGGGAGGGGGGGGGGUGGAGUGGAGGGGGGUGUCUUUACCGUAAGCCAGGAGAGGUUGCGAGGAGAAGCCGGGGAGCCGUACGGAGCUGAGGUCUCGUUUCCACGCCGACACCGGCCCAAACAGCGCGAGCUCCAUGGAUCUGGGAGUGUGCGCAGUCUUCUUGCUCCUCAGCGCUUUGGCUGCGGACUCCGUUUCUGGAGGCUGCCCAGACGGAUGCAAGUGCAGAGAGAGCAAAGUCCUGUGCCAGAACAUCUCGGAGUUUCCCAGCUCUAUAUCCUCGACUACCUCCACCCUUUACAUCGCCAACGCCAGCAUCUCCUCUCUGAGGCCCGCCGACGUCGAGGGCUUCGCCGCGGCCCUCUCGAUGUUCGUGGUCAAGGAUUCCGCGAUGGCGGAGGUGCUCGCCGGCACGUUCGACAAAACGCGAAACCUGGUGGCCCUGGGCUUGUCGGGAACCCGGCUGCAAAGUCUCCCGGACGAGCUCUUUCGGAAUCUGGGAAAGGUCAAAUCCCUCACUUUGAGCAAAAACAAAAUACUUGUCCUCGCCCCUGACCUACUUUCGCCUCUUGGGGACUUGCAGAAUCUGGACCUGAGCGGGAACCUCCUCACCCACGUCCCGGGGGAGGCAUUCCGCCGACUCGGGCAGUUGCAGAUCGUCAACCUGGCCCAGAACAACAUCGCCAACCUUUCCCGGGAGACCUUCCGAGGACUCGGCGAGCUGAGGUUCCUGAGACUCAACAGGAACGCCGUCGGAGAGAUCCCGCCCGGCUGCUUCGACGACCUGGUGAACCUGGAGGAGCUCUCCUUGCAGGACAACCGGAUCGAGAGUCUCCCCGGCCGCCUGUUUUCCUCGCAGCGGAAACUGAAGAAGCUGUACCUCUCCAACAACCGCUUGUCCCUGCUCCCGCGGGGCAUCUUCCUCGACCUCCCCGACCUCGUCCAGAUAUCCCUCUUCGAGAACCGGCUGAGCGGCGUCCCCGCGGGCGUCUUCGGCCCCAUGGCCCUCCGGGAGCUCUGGCUGUACGACAAUCGGCUGACGCGCCUGGAGGACGGCGCGUUCAGCAACCUGACGCGCCUGCGGCUCCUGGUUCUGAGCCGUAACCGGAUCGGCUCUGUCCCCGCCGGGGCCUUCGGCGGCCUGGCCGAGCUGGGAGAGGUGUCCCUGCACACCAACCUGCUCUCGGGCCUGGAGGAGGGGACCUUCAGCGGGCUGCCCAAGCUGGAGAACAUCUCCCUGGAGCACAAUCUCAUCCAGUCCCUCCCUGGGAAGCUCUUCCACGGCUUGCCGCCCCUCUGGGAAGUGGACCUCCACAACAACUCCCUGCGGAGCCUGUCGCAGGAGGUGCUGGACUCCCUGGACGCGGUGAAGGAGGUGAAGCUCGCCCAGAACCCCUGGAGGUGCGACCGGGACAUCCUGCCCCUGCGAGACUGGGUGAGGAGGCACCCCUCCAAAGUGCAGAAUGCCAGCCUGCUGACGUGCCUCUCUCCCGAUUCACUGGCCCACGCCAAAAUUACCGACCUGACCAACGAGGAAGCAGAAGCCUGGAGGCCGUCCACCUCGACCGCCACCACUCCCUCAGGCGACUUGGCCACACCCACGGAGAUGCGAAGGAGGCCUCACACCCCGCCCCCCAAAAAGAGCACCCCUGCUGCCCCUGCCGCCACCACUCCUCCCGUGCGGGACGACAGUAACCAUGGCGACGGGGAGGGCCUUUCCCGGGACGCUAAAAUCAUCAUCAUCACCUUGGUCUGCAUCGCCAUCAUCGCCACCGUCAUCAUCUGCUGGAUUUGCUACAGGAGGAAGAAGCGGGCCAGCCGCACCUUGUACCACCAGGCCAGAAAGAACACCGUCAUUUAGGGGUGGGGUGGGGUGGGGGGGGGUAUCUUUUCUAUAGGCCGCCCCUCAUGGGGCCCCUAUUUCAGGCCACCUUGGAACACUCUGAGAGCUGGACACGGGAGUGCACCACGGAACCGUUUUGGAACCAUUCAGCUUUCCAGGAAGCGGCCGUCCGCUAAGCUUCGGCGUUCCGGUCACAAAAUCGGUCUGUUUAUUCACGCGAGCGCGCUGCAAACUUGCGGUGGUCUGAGAACGUAAUGCUCCACUGCACUGGAAUGUCACGAACAUCGCAUUUUCCCAUGUUGCCGUUUUGCUCGCUUGAAGUUGAAUGGGAUGCUUGCUAACCUUGUGCACAUUUUGUAGUCUUACUUGGAUCUGAGCUUCGCAUGAAAAUGGAACCUUCUUAGCACUGUAAACAGCAGAUAAGGCAGGAAACCAGAAACCCCUCUAUCUCAGUGAGCCUAUGAUACUUUUCAUUUUUUCCCCUGAUGUCUGAAUUCCAUUGCUUUUUAUAUUUAAAUAGCCUGACAUUGAUACCAGUGCAAUAUAACAUGCUGCAUCAUUAUUGACAGACAUUAUUAUAGAAGAAAGGCUAAAAUUUCAGUAUUACCCUUUAAUGAUUUCUGAAGUAAUGCAACAUUCUUUUUUAAUGCCCAAAUUGAUUAUGAAUCACAAAUAACAACAAUCUGUAACAAUCUGAAUUGUAAAUAAUUAAAUUGUUUAUUUUCAGGAAUAUGGGUUAUAUAAUGACUUACUCAAACAAAAUGUCAAUAAACUUCAUUGAACAAGAA